Messenger RNA from Quercus lobata, 2354 nucleotides. RefSeq names its product pentatricopeptide repeat-containing protein At1g34160-like. Gene Ontology annotation, molecular function: RNA binding; protein binding; zinc ion binding. The record is from RefSeq and is a predicted model, not a curated record. Gene Ontology annotation, biological process: RNA modification. Bases 131 to 1864 code for a protein of 577 amino acids. NCBI's taxonomy places the organism in Eukaryota, Viridiplantae, Streptophyta, Magnoliopsida, Fagales, Fagaceae. The transcript has a single exon.
UUAGUUUUUGAUUGUAGAAUAAAUCGGUGGUGAUUCAUGCAUUUGUAUAAACAAAUAAGAAGCAAGAGUGCAAAGUUAAAGUUAAUGCAAUCCAAAUCCCAAUCCCAGAUAAACGUAGCAUGGCAUUGUCAUGGCCUAUCUUGACUCUUUGAUACAAAAAUGCAACUCUCUCAGUCUCACACACAUCAAACAACUCCAAGCCCAUUUCAUAACCAGUGGCCAUUUCCAAUUCUGCACUUCCCACCGCACCAAACUCCUCGAGCUCUGCUCUAUCUCACCCGCCGGUGACCUAUCUCACGCCACCCGCAUAUUCCACCAAAUCCAAAACCCAUCAACCAAUGACUGGAACGCCGUCGUUCGAGGCCUCGCCUCUGGUCCUGAACCCUCCAAAGCCAUCUCAUGGUACCGAACCAUGUCUCGCUAUUCUUACAGAGUUGACGCUCUCACUUGUUCCUUUACACUCAAGGCUUGUGCACGUGCGCUAGCUCGUUCUGAGGCUAUUCAGAUUCAUUCUCAAGUUUUGAGAUUUGGGUUUGAUGCUGAUGUUCUUUUGCAGACUACUUUGUUGGAUGUGUAUGCAAAAGUUGGCGAUUUGGAUAGUGCGGAGAAGAUGUUUGAUGAAAUGUCUGUGAGAGAUAUUGCGUCAUGGAAUGCUUUGGUUUCUGGGUUGGCUCAAGGAAGCCGACCCAGUGAAGCUAUAGCGUUGUUUAAGAGAAUGGGGGUGGAGGGUUGGAAGCCUAAUGAAGUCACUGUUCUUGGAGCUCUCUCGGCUUGUUCGCAAUUGGGUGCUUUGAAAGAAGGCGAAAAGAUUCACGGUUAUAUCAUGGAACAGAAGCUGGAUAUGAAUGUUCAAGUUUGUAAUGCAGUUAUUGAUAUGUAUGGAAAAUGCGGGUUUGCUGAUAAAGCAUAUAGGGUGUUUGAGAAUAUGGGUGGUAGGAAGAGUCUUGUUACUUGGAACACCAUGAUUAUGGCGUUUGGUAUGCAUGGUGAUGGAGCUAAGGCACUUGAGCUUUUUGAGCAAAUGGGUAUAACUGGAGUACACCGGGAUGCAGUAUCAUAUCUUGCUGCUCUGUGUGCGUGCAACCAUGCGGGUUUAGUGGAAGAUGGGGUGAGGUUGUUUGAUUCAAUGGUGGGGUCCGGGGUAAGACCUAAUGUUAAGCAUUAUGGCAGUGUGGUUGAUUUGUUGGGUCGAGCUGGGAGGCUCAAAGAGGCCUAUGAUAUUAUAAACUAUAUGCCUAUGUUUCCUGAUGUGGUUCUUUGGCAGAGUUUGCUUGGUGCCUGCAAGACUUAUGGCAAUGUGGAAAUGGCUGAAUUUGCAUCAAGGAAGCUACUGGAGAUGGGGUCUAAGAGUUGUGGAGAUUUUGUGUUGUUGUCAAAUGUUUAUGCAGCUCGUGAGAGAUGGAAUGAUGUGGGUAGGGUGAGGGAAGCCAUGAAGAGUAGAGAUGUGAAGAAGAUACCAGGAUUUAGCUACAUUGAAGUGGAUGGUGUCAUACAUAAAUUUAUAAAUGGUGACCAGAGCCACGCAAAUUGGUGUGAGAUUUAUGCGAAGCUAGAUGAGAUAAAGUUCCAGGUUAAAGCCUAUGGGUAUGUGGCUGAGACUAACUUUGUGUUGCAUGAUAUAGGACAGGAGGAGAAGGAGAAUGCAUUGUGUUAUCACAGUGAGAAGUUGGCUGUGGCUUUUGGUUUGAUUAGCACAAGUGAGGGUACCCCAAUUCAAGUAAUUAAGAACCUUCGGAUAUGUGGGGACUGUCAUGCUGUGAUCAAAAUUAUAUCGAAGAUUUAUGAUAGGGAAAUCAUUGUGCGAGAUCGAGCUCGAUUUCACAGAUUUAAAGAAGGUUUGUGUUCUUGCAGAGACUAUUGGUGACCUUGAUCUAUUCAGAAAUUGAACCAAUGAUUUGCUAGGGCGCAAGGGUGGCAUUUCAUCAAUUUAAAUCAGUGAAAAAUUGGUGAUGAAGGUUCUGUAAACCGAUUUUCUGAUACAAAAGUUGAGCAUUUUACUUAAACCAGCAGCUGGCAGACACAAAAUCUUAUCUCAUAAACUGAUGUUAUAAUUUUUGACAAUGAACAUAGUUCAAGAGAGGUUAGGGUCGAAGGUAUCAUCUGCAUGCAGGAGGGAGGUUGGGCUGCUAUACAUGUUUGGAAAAACUCUAUCUGAAAUGGACUUCAGUGUGUAGACUUGCAAACAGUCUGCUACGGCAUGGUUGAGAAUAUGGCUGCUAUUUGGCAAAUUAGCUUUAGCUGAACUUGCACCUCCUCCCUUAUAAGCUCUAAGUGCAGGAUAAGAAUGUGGGUUCAAGACCCAUUGAAUGCAUGUGUAACUUACCAAUUAAAGAAAUGAUAAAAUUUAGUUACAA